UGCAAAUGUAUGCAAACGAGAAGUGUGAAACGCAAAAGAAACAAAAUGAUGGCAGGUGCUAUCGCACUGAAGAUGCAAAAAGAGAAUAACAGAGACCCCCCUGCUCCCGCAGUUUUCUGGCGUAUGGGUUCCGACUUGUUGUAUAGUUGUUCAGACCAUUUUGCCUUUUCCAGAUCUAGUACAUGCAACGCUUACUUGGAAGAAAAAGCGCUUUUAGAUCUUCAGGUCCGGGAUUUCUUGCUUCGGUUUCUUCAACAAAAGAUAACUCGGAAAAAUCAUCUCGGUAUCAUUGUCACAGCCCGUACAAAAAUUGCCGGCAUCUCCAUAGUAGAGGCACGUUGUCGUUUUUCUCACCUGUUUUGAAGCGCACGCUUUCCUACUUCAUUCAUCAAGACUUUUCCACGAUGGCUGCUGCUAUUCCACCGGAGUACCCGAAAUGCAAGUUCACCUAUUUUCCGAUCGCUGGCGCGGGGGAGCGGGUGCGGCUCGCUUUCGUCAUGACCGGGAAGGAGUUUGAGGAUAACCGCGUGAAAUUUCCGGACUGGCAGGCUUUGAAACCCACGACGCCGUAUGGACAGAUGCCGCUUCUGGAUCUUACCUUCGAAGACGGCUCGACGAAGAGGUUCUGCCAGAGCAUCGGGCUCAUGACCUACGUCGCCCGGCAGUUCGACACGACCAAGACUCUCUACCCGGAACACGACCCCGUCAAGUGCGCUUUAGUGGAUGACGUACAACUAUUUUCUGAGGCGCAGCUUCCAACGUGCGAUGUGAACAAUAUAAACGAAUGUUUAUGUUUUUCGAGCUGCAGCGUGUGAUGUUUUCUCCAAACCCGCGCAGUCUCCAGGGCGAGUCGUCAAAGGAUACACGACGUAGAAUUAUUGGAUGUGGAUUGCAAAUCGUCUAUGUCACUACAUCAACAUCACUAUUAUACACUUUUAUCAGGUCCGCGGCCUCUCCGAUGAUAUGUUCCGGUCCUGGACACCGGCUUUGUACAUUGGCAUGAGUAACCGGCACGUGAAUUUCGGGCACCCCGAGGAGUGGCCGGAGCGAGACGCGACGGUCCAGAAGCUUCGGACCACGUUUCUUGCGGAAGAAUUACCACGGUUCAUGGGCUACCUCAAGAAGCUUUUGGAGGAAAACGGAGGGCCCUUUCUCUGCGGCAAAGACGUCACCAUCGCGGACUUGCAGUGGCUUCCGCAAUUACGCUACUACCAGGGCGGCAUCGCGGACCACGUGCCGACGGACUCUCUGGACGCAUUCCCGUGGAUAAUCGAGUACAUUGCGAAAAUGCUCGAAGUGCCGCAAAUCAAAGCCUACUACAAGCUGUAAAUUGAUGUGAAUAAAGUUGUGAAGAAUAAAAAGCGAGGCACAACAAGCACUUCCGUUUGUCGAGGGGAAAACACUUUCACCACUUCUGGAUGAUUUUUUUAAGCCAGCUAAAAAGCCUAAAGGUAAACCCUCGAUGCAAUUAUGUUUUCA
Messenger RNA from Amoebophrya sp. A120, 1479 nucleotides. NCBI's taxonomy places the organism in Eukaryota, Dinophyceae, Syndiniales, Amoebophryaceae. The record is from the annotation of a GenBank genome assembly.